Notechis scutatus (mainland tiger snake) is the source of this 1306-nucleotide messenger RNA. It is a transcript of the gene FAM110B, whose product is annotated as family with sequence similarity 110 member B. Lineage: Eukaryota; Metazoa; Chordata; Lepidosauria; Squamata; Elapidae. The record is from RefSeq and is a predicted model, not a curated record.
GCUAACCUUCAGAUUCCAAGGUUCAUCUGCUAUUCAUUGUGCUUAAUAUACAUGUUUCUGCACCGUGCAUUUAGAAGAUCCCAGAAAGGAAUUCAAAACGGCUGCGGGGGAAAAGCCACCAAACAUGCCUACAGAAACACUACAGACAGGUAGCAUGGUCAAACCUGUCAGUCCUGCCAUCACUUUCACUUCAGCUGUUCCUCUCCGCAUUUUAAACAAAGGACCUGAUUAUUUUCGCAGGCAAACGGAGCCUAAUCCAAAAAGACUUAGUGCUGUUGAGAGGCUGGAAGCCGACAAGGCAAAAUAUGUGAAAAGCCAAGAAGUCAUCAACGCCAAACAAGAACCCGUGAAGCCAGCAGUGCUUCCAAAGCCGCCAGUGUGCCCUGCAGCUAAGCGAGCCUUGGGCAGCCCUACCUUGAAAGUAUUUAGCAACAAUGCAAAGACUGAGAGUGGUGUCCAGAGAGAGAACCUGAAGUUGGAAAUUUUGAAGAAUAUUAUAAACAGUUCAGAGGGCUCCAGUUCAGGUUCAGGUCACAAACACAGUUCGCGAAAUUGGCCUCCCCACAAAUCUGAUACAGGAGACUUAAAUCGUCACUCAUUUGCAGAAUCCCUAAAGGUUUAUUCCACCCGCGGUUCUAACAGUCCUCAAGAAAGCAGCUCCAGUGUACAUAGAAGGCUACUGGAACAAUCAGCAGAAUCUUUCUUGCAUGUUUCGCAUAGUUCCUCAGACAUUAGAAAAGUAUCCAGUGGUAAACCUUUAAAAGCAAUACCCUGCAGUAGUUCAGCUCCACCUCUGCCUCCAAAACCCAAAAUUGCAACCAUCACUACAUUGAAAUCACCAGAGAUGGACUCAGUGGAAUCCACCUGUGGAGUAAGCAGAAGACCUUCCCUUCAACGAUCGAAGUCGGACUUAAGUGAUAGAUACUUUCGAGUUGAUGCAGACGUUGAAAGGUUCUUUAACUACUGUGGACUUGAUCCUGAAGAGCUUGAAAACCUUGGAAUGGAAAAUUUUGCAAGGGCUAACUCUGACAUUAUUUCUCUCAACUUUCGCAGUGCAAGUAUGAUCAGUUCAGACUGUGAACAGUCUCAGGACAGCAACAGUGACCUUAGAAAUGAUGACAGUGCCAAUGACCGUGUGCCAUAUGGUAUUUCUGCAAUAGAAAGAAAUGCCAGAAUCAUCAAGUGGUUAUACAGCAUCAAACAAGCUAGGGAGUCACAGAAAGUGUCCCAUGUGUGAGUGAGUUUUGGGGAGGGGAGGGGGGAGGCAAAGAAAGACUAAUUUGUGUAUAUUCACUUGUGAAGGGUU